AUGAUGGGCUCAAUCGCUGCCAUUAGCACAGCAAUCGUAACAACGUUGGUAUAUCUAAUCCAUACAACAUAUCACCACCGCUCCAAGAUCAAUGCCUUGAGAAGGAAUGGAAUGCCAAUGCCCAAAGGCUGGAAUUGGUUUACAGGUCAUCUCCUAACCCUACAAGAAUACGUCGACAAGCUCCCACCCGAUGCAAAUGUCAACCUCGCUAUGAACGACCUCGCACUCGAAUUUGCCGACACGGAAGUGUUCUUGAUGGAUUUCUGGCCCGUGUACCCCGCGCUUCUCAUGGUUUAUGAUCCCGAUACCGCUGUUCAGAUAUCGACCAAGUACAAUUUACCAAAAACUGAUAUGCACUUGCAGUUUAUGAAACCCAUUACGGGUGGCCCGAACCUUGUCUCCAUGAGUGGCCUAGAAUGGAAGUUUUGGAGAACUCUUUUUAAUCCGGGAUUCAGUUCAAGUGCCAUGAUGGAUAAUGUGCCUCAUAUUGUCAAUUUUGUGCAGGUGUUUUGUGAUAAACUAAAAGAAAACGCUGGGAGAGGAAUGUUAUUGCUGGAUGGUUUGACGACGAGAUUGACGAUGGAUGUAAUUAUCAAAUUGACACUCGACGCAGAUCUCGAUUACCAACGCUCAGAGAAUGCGCUUGCUACUUCACUGGGCUACAUAACAAGAUGGCAUUCCUUCUGGGACCCUCGAAUCUUAAUGCACCCGCUUCGACCAUUCAUUCAGAAGUAUCAUGGCAGAGUGAUGGAUAAUUACAUACAAAACGAACUCGAUCAAAGAUUUUCUGAGAUAAGAGCGAGGUUUAAUGAUCCCGAUGCCGAACAGUCAAAUGCUACAAAGUCUGUCAUAACCCUAGCAAUCGAGUCAUACAUUCAAGAAAACAAGAGCAACGACCUGAUGCAGAAACCAAAACUCGACAGUCACUUUGCGAAGUAUGCCACCCACCAAAUUCGACUCUUUCUAUUUGCAGGAAAUGACACCACGUCCUCGACUAUUGUCUACGUUUAUCAUCUUCUCUCUCAGCACCCGGAGGCUCUCAAAUCUCUGCGAAAAGAGCACGACGAUGUAUUUGGGACCGACAUAUUUGGGACCGACAUCAACCAAACCGCAAAACUUCUGAGAGAACAGCCCACACUCCUGAACAAAUGUCCGUUCACACUAGCCGUCAUAAAAGAAACACUUCGUCUCUGCCCACCAGCAGCAACGAUGCGUGCCGGCCAACCAGGCGUCAAAGUCACAGACCGCCACGGAAAUUGCUACCCAAUGGACUACGUCGGCGCCACCCUUCUUCAUCCUGCGAUUCAUCGUAAUCCUCGUGUCUGGCCUCUCCCAAAUGACUUCCUACCAGAGCGCUUUCUAGUAGACCCAGGCCAUGAACUCUAUCCCAACCCUGCUGCGUACCGUCCGUUCGAGCAAGGACCGAGGAAUUGUAUCGGGCAGACGUUGGUGUAUAAUGAGAUUCGUAUUGUUAUGAUCAUGACGGUAAGGAUGUUUGAUGUUAAGCCGGCGUAUGAGGAGUGGGAUGCGAUGAGGGAACGAGAAAUAGGUGUGUUAGGUCGUUUUAAGAAAAGUGUUUUUGGAGAACCGGUAAAGACAGUUCGUGGGGAUAGAGCCUAUCAGACUGAGAAAGCUGGGACGCAUCCUGCUGACGGGUAUCCUUGUCGUAUUUCUUUGCGUGGUGGUGGGGGUGGUGAGAUGGAAUAG
Molecule: messenger RNA, 1707 nt
Organism: Glarea lozoyensis ATCC 20868
Lineage: Eukaryota; Fungi; Ascomycota; Leotiomycetes; Helotiales; Helotiaceae
Product: Cytochrome P450
Exons: 3
Coding region: 1-1707 (568 amino acids)
Molecular function (GO): oxidoreductase activity, acting on paired donors, with incorporation or reduction of molecular oxygen; heme binding; monooxygenase activity
Source: RefSeq, a predicted model, not a curated record